GCAUCGUCGAGGAAAUUGCAGACCGUUCUGCCGAUGUUGAAUUACUCGCUGAUCGUCGAUCGUCGAUUGUUCCAUAAUCGCCAAUUUCAGCUAGAGCGAGAGAGCAAGCGAGAGAAGGAGACUGUGUAUGUGUGUGGGUGUGUGUGUGUGUGUGUGUGAGCGCAUGCGCAUCUGCAUUAGCCAAGUUAUUUUAGCCUAGUUAGUCGGCGCUGCGGCCAUAUCAGCGAGUGCGUAAGUGGAUCGCGUCCGCUCGCUGCUGCUGCUGCUGCCGAUGGCAUUUUUAUGGCUUAUUGAAAUCGCGACGACAGUCAAAAGCGCGCGCACCGCUCGAUACAACACUCCGGCACCACGAAGAAAAUGUAACGAGCCCCACCAACACCGCCAGCACCACUAUCACCACCAGCUAAUGUUAAAUAGCCGUCGCUACCGUUAAGCGUUAGCCGUUAACCGUUAGCCAAACUUGUCGUCGCGUCAAGUGGCGCGUAAUAAAACCGAAAAAAAAAUAAGCCCAAAAAACCAAAGCAAAGCGAAACUCAAUUGCAUGCAUAAGUUAUAAAAGUUAUACAGAUGUCAUAAAUGAAUUAGUAUUUGAAUUAAAUAAUAAAUCAAAGCAAAUGAAAUCAAAGGCAAUCGUGACGCGACGUGACUAAACUGUGACCACUUAAUUGCUGUUUGCGGUUAGUUAUUACUUAGUUAUUGUACACAAAUUAUAAAGUGAUCGUGGAUUAAAAAUCGAUCUAACGAUACAGCGCGAAUCGUGCAAAUAAUUGCCGCCAGCUUAAAAAAUAAUUGAUUCAAUGUGCGAUUGAAGUAGGCGCCGACAACUGCCAACCAACAACAACAAGCAACAACAACAACAACCAACAACAACGUCAACAAUACCCAUCAAACACCACUCAAACACCCACCCACCCGUUCUAUUGAAAGUACUAUUUUUUUUUUGAGGUUUUUUUCUUCAUUUUUUUUUUUUUGGAUUUGAAUUUUGUUGCCUUAUCCUGUUGGCCAACUGGCAAAACACGCAAAGAGCAGCAACGUCAACGGCUUUAAUUAUGACCAAUUAUAAUCCGAAUUGUGGUUACUUUGAGGACUGCGGCUAUUAUACAAAUAAUGUAUAUCAACAGGAUUAUUGCAUGCAGCCGGAUUAUGAAUACAACAAACACGUCUACGACCUCUUUGAUGCCAAGGUGCCAUCGUCGCAGCGUUCCGGCUUUCAUAUAUCCGACAUACUCAAUUUGGAUGGCUCGGAGCUGAAGAGCGCGGCCGCAGCGGCAGCGGCAGCGGCGCAUCACACGCACAGCCACAGUGCGGAUCUGGGGGCAGAGUCCAGUAAUGGCCAUGGACAUCCGACGCCAACGGCAUUGUCGCCAACUCCCAGCACGGGGCUGCCACCGCCCAGCAGUGGGGAUGAGCAUGUGGCACCCGCCGCCCAUGCGGAUCAUCAUACCACGGAGCACAGUUCGCACCAGCAGCAGCAGCAGCACCAGCAGCAGCACCAGCAGCAGCCGCAACACCAACUACAUCCGCAUCUUCAUCAGCAUCCACAUUCGCAUCCACAUCCGCAUCCCCAUCCGCAUCCGCAUCCACAUCAUCAGCAGCCCGUGACACCGCUUCCCUUGUCGCAUCAUCAAAGCGCUGGCGGCGCUCAGCCGCCCAUGCCCCAUGUGGGCGCCCAUGCCCAUGCCGCCUCCGCCCAGGCCGCUGCCCAUCUGCUGGCCAGUCACAAUGCAGCGGCUGCCGCUGCCGUUGCCGCUGGUCAAUAUCUGCCAAAGAACUUUGCCAGCAGCUUCGGCGAUGAAAUGUCCUCCUACCAUCACAUGGCCCAGACAAUGCUCUCCCACUCGGGACGCAGCGCGUGGAUCAAAGAGAACGAGCUAUAUGGCACUCAGCAACCGGCCAGUCCCGACAGCACCUCGCCGGUCACCUCAGAGGUGUCGUACACGUAUAUUGGGUCCAAUUGCCAAACGUCGCCCGCUCUCUCCGGCGAUUACAAGAGCUACAGUCGAUCGGCGGACAGCGAUGCGUUGUCUGUGGGCGAUGCGUUGCACACGUUGCACGGCGCUGCUGCAGCUGGCGGCAGCUCGGCGGCGCAUGCGUUGCACAACAACAACAACAACAACAAUAACAACAACAACAAUAAUAAUAAUAACAAUAACAAUAGCUUAAAGCAUGAUACGGGCGCUGGCAGUGGAAGUGUCCACGACGACAGCCUGAAUGAGGAUGGCAUCGAGGAGGACAUCGAUGAUGUGGACGAUGCAGAUGGCAGCGGUGGCGGCGGUGUCAAUGCCGAUGGCAUGCCAAACAAGAAGCGCAAGCGUCGCGUCCUUUUCACCAAGGCCCAGACGUACGAGCUGGAACGGCGCUUCCGUCAGCAGCGCUAUCUGAGUGCCCCGGAGCGUGAGCAUUUGGCCAGUUUGAUACGCUUGACGCCGACGCAGGUGAAGAUCUGGUUCCAGAAUCAUCGCUACAAGACCAAGCGUGCCCAGAACGAGAAGGGCUACGAGCAUCCCGGCCUGCUGCAUGGCCAUGCCACACAUCCGCAUCAUCACUCCGCACAGCCCUCGCCACGACGCGUCGCCGUGCCCGUCCUGGUGCGCAAUGGCAAGCCGUGUCUGGGCGAUGGCUCCAAGCUGUCGCAGGAUUGUGUCAGCACCGCCACAGCGAUGCAGAAUGCCGCCGCUGCCCAUCAUCUGGUCGCACUGAAUGGCGCCGCCGCCUAUCAACAUGCGGCUGCUGCCGCCGCCGCCGGUCUCCAUGCCCAUGCCCAUGCCCACGCCCACGCCCAUCCUCAUGCGCAGCGCGCCGCCUGGUGGCCCUAAUAUUGCUAGGUGCCCUGGAUUCGAGUUGGGGCUGGCAAGCAGACGGGGCAACCAAAAUAUAUACACGUAUAUGACUGGUAACUCGAAUACUGGACAAUAAAUAAUUGUAGCCUGACUGACCAGUGUUGGCGGGGUGGGCAGUUUGGGUUGAGAAUUCGAACAAACAAAACAUAAAUUGGUGCAAUAAAAAUUAAUAACAAGGUG
Molecule: messenger RNA, 3020 nt
Organism: Drosophila innubila
Lineage: Eukaryota; Metazoa; Arthropoda; Insecta; Diptera; Drosophilidae
Gene: vnd
Product: homeobox protein vnd
Exons: 3
Coding region: 1050-2816 (588 amino acids)
Biological process (GO): regulation of transcription by RNA polymerase II; cell differentiation
Cellular component (GO): nucleus
Molecular function (GO): DNA-binding transcription factor activity, RNA polymerase II-specific; RNA polymerase II cis-regulatory region sequence-specific DNA binding
Source: RefSeq, a predicted model, not a curated record